AAAUGGGGUAGGGCCGGGGACACAGUGUUUGUGGGCCGGACCCCGAGGUCCCCUCCAGCCCUGAUCUGGGCCCCGGCGUCACCCUAGUGCCCGUUGGGAGGCUCGGGGGAGACGUGCGGAAGUGCUCUAUCACCUCCACUUUGGCCGGGGGAAACGCAUCCGUGACGUCAUCCUUUGGGUGUGUCCUUGUAUGUUCAAGGUGAAAGUUUGUAUUUCCUGAAGCUUCCAGCCAGCUUACCUAAUUGAACCUGCUUUAUUGAGUACUUGGAAGAAAACCACAAAAAGCAGGAAGCGCUUUUGACCAUGGAUGACAAGAGACGAAGAGUUCGAGUGCAGGGUGGCUGGGCGGGCCCUGCCAAGGGUCAGGCUGCUGUAAAGCCAGCUCUCAGUGCCAGAGGCCACCCCCACCAAGGCCUUGGACAGAGCUGGAUGAAAAGGGAGUCACUUCCACCCGAAAGACAGUUUGUAUAUAAAGAACCAGCAGAACAGGUUGUCCGUCGGAUCCCAGACCCACAAGUGAUCGACAAAGAAGGUGUCUAUGAAAUCAGCACAUCACCCACAGGCGUUUCUCGGAUAUGCUUGUUUCCCAAUUUCAUUGAAUCAGAAGAAGCAGAUUGGAUAUUUGAACAACUGUGCCAAGAUGUUCCGUGGAAGCAGAGGACUGGUACCCGAGAGGGUACAACUUAUCUGCAGCCAAGAUUGACAGCGUGGUAUGGAGAACUCCCUUACACUUAUUCCAGAAUUACAAUGGAGCCAAACCCUCAAUGGCAUCCCGUGCUGAGCAUGCUGAAGAACCGCAUUGAAGAGAACACCAGCCGCACCUUCAACUCGUUGCUCUGCAACCUUUAUCGGAACGACAAGGACGGCGUCGACUGGCAUUGUGACGACGAGCCCUCGCUGGGGAGGUGCCCCGUCAUCGCCUCCCUCAGCCUGGGAGCCACCCGCACCUUUGAAAUGAGAAAGAAGCCCCCCCCAGAAGAGAAUGGGGACUAUACAUACAUGGAAAAAGUAAAGAUACCCUUGGAUCAUGGGACUUUGUUGAUGAUGGAGGGAGCCACACAAGCUGAUUGGCAGCACCGGGUGCCCAAGGAGUACCAUUCGAAGGAAGCAAGAGUGAACCUGACCUUUCGGACUGUUUUCCCUGAGCCCAGUGGGAUGGAUGCUCAGGUGACCUAAGAGCCCUUUGAGAGAAGCUGCCCUUGGAAUGGUUCCACCCUUGGACACCAGACAUUCCAGGGUGGAUGUGGGCAUGAGGGACAUUCGGGUCGUCUAGUGAUACAGUUCCAUGGUGCUUGAGAGUCUGAUUGGUGCCUUAUAGGAGAUUUCUGUUAAACAGUAGUAAGCGGUUCAUGUUUGGCAUAUGCUGGUUGUGGGAAUGGUCAUCCCUAAACAGAUUUAAUUGUGCAAAUUAAAAUCUCUUGUCCUUGUGCUCACAGA
Dromiciops gliroides (monito del monte) is the source of this 1437-nucleotide messenger RNA. It is a transcript of the gene ALKBH3, whose product is annotated as alkB homolog 3, alpha-ketoglutarate dependent dioxygenase. The transcript is spliced from 11 exons. Gene Ontology annotation, biological process: DNA repair; DNA alkylation repair. The coding region runs from base 304 to 1176 and encodes 290 amino acids. Gene Ontology annotation, cellular component: nucleus. NCBI's taxonomy places the organism in Eukaryota, Metazoa, Chordata, Mammalia, Microbiotheria, Microbiotheriidae. Gene Ontology annotation, molecular function: dioxygenase activity. The record is from RefSeq and is a predicted model, not a curated record.